Messenger RNA from Mycotypha africana, 402 nucleotides. Its product is annotated as arsenate reductase. NCBI's taxonomy places the organism in Eukaryota, Fungi, Mucoromycota, Mucoromycetes, Mucorales, Mycotyphaceae. Bases 1 to 402 code for a protein of 133 amino acids. Gene Ontology annotation, molecular function: oxidoreductase activity. Gene Ontology annotation, cellular component: mitochondrion. The record is from RefSeq and is a predicted model, not a curated record. The transcript has a single exon.
AUGGCCAAAAUAACCAUCUUCCACAAUCCUAGAUGCAGCAAAAGCAGAAAUGGUGUCGCAUGUUUGCGCGAAAACAAUACUGACAACCAGUACAAUCUAGAAGUUGUUGAAUACACGAAAAAUCCACCGUCUCAAGAAACUCUAAGAGCUUUGGGCAAUUAUCUCGGCAUUGAGCAGCAAGAUCCUGCUAGCAGGCCAUGGGAAGUUUUAUUACGGCCAGAAGCUAAAAAGAGAGCAAACUCUUUAGAAGAAGCAUAUGCUUUGAUUGAAGAAAAUCCCCUUUUGUUGGAGCGCCCUUUCGUCAUUGACUGGGAACGUAAAAAGGCAGCUAUCGGACGUCCAGAUGCUUCUGCUAUUGAGAAACUGAUUGCUGAGCAUAUCGAGUUCACUAAACAGCAAUAA